This is a messenger RNA of Owenia fusiformis, 1553 nucleotides long. NCBI's taxonomy places the organism in Eukaryota, Metazoa, Annelida, Polychaeta, Sabellida, Oweniidae. The record is from the annotation of a GenBank genome assembly.
AUGGUUGAUAUAGCAGGAGUAGUUGUUCUGGCGGUCUUUUACCUCAUCAUUCUGGGGGUAGGAAUAAUUGCAGCAAAAUUUUCUAAGACGGAGGGGGCCUCCGAGACAGAACGAUCGUUAGUAGCUGGUAGACAACUGAAUCUCGGAGUCGGUAUCAUUUCAAUGGCAGCAAGUUAUAUCGGUGGCGGAUUCUUGAAUGGAUAUGCUGAAUCUGUGGCUAGGGAUGGAGUAAUCUGGAUGUUAAUGCCCGUUGGGUUAACGCUGGCACUUUUCAUCUGUACAAGCCUUAAUGUAUUAAUUGGAUUGGAUUUUGUGUUGUCUGUGGUUGUAUCUGCCGUGAUCGCCGCACUAUACACUAUGAUAGGACAGAUGAUAGCUGUUGUAUAUACAAAUGUCCUAGAGUUGGCUUUCAUAGUCAUUGGUUUGGCGAUAGCAAUACCAUUCGCUGCAACAAAUGAAAAUGUCGACCUGACGUCACUCAGUGAAACACCAGAUAGAUGGCUUGGCACAAUCGAACCGAUACAGAUUGCAUCGUACAUAGAUCUUGUUGUAGUACUAUGGGUAAUCGGAAGUAUACCAUGGCAUAGUAGCAUUCAACGGUUCUUGUCAGCAAAAUCGGUUAGAGAUGCAAAGAUAAUGGGGCUUGUUGGAGGAAGUCUCUUUACUAUAAUUGGUGUAGCUCCAAUUACUAUUGGUGUUAUAGGACUUGCGACGGACUGGAACAAUACAAGUUAUGGUGAAGAUCCUAUACAAGGAAACAAGACAAGUAUGAUACUGCCUUUGGUGGUGUACCAUCUCACCCCUAGACCCGUUGCAGUCAUAGCCUUAUGCUCCUUGGUGGCUGCAGUGAUGUCAUCGAUAGAGUCCAUGAUAUUGGGAUCCAGUGGGAUGUUUACACAAAACGUCUAUGUAGUUAUCAUUCAUAAAAAGGCAUCAGCGCGGGAAAUAAUGUGGGUACGGCGAAUAACGAUGUUUGUAUUGGGUGUUGUCUCGUCGAUAAUUUCAAUAUAUGGAGAAAACACUGUCAUUGGAUUGUAUUAUGUAUGUUCAGAGAUUACCAUUGUGGUUAUAUUUCCCCAACUUUUAUGUAGUAUGUACAUUGAAGUUGCCAACGGGUACGGUGCCUUAUUAGGCUCUGCUUUGGGAUUAGUACUUCUCUUCGGAAAGGGAAUUCCUUCGUUAAAUCUACUCGCUUUCAUUCCUUAUCCACCAUAUGACAACAGAGAUGAUAUAUUUCCCGUGAGAAGUCUGAGUGUAAUCGUUACCAUCUUGUCCACAGUUGUAAUCUCCUGCGCUACAAAAAUGAUGUUCACGAAGAGACUCUUGGCAAGAAAAUUGGACAUUUUGAAUCAGUUCACUAAAGUUGAUCUGGAGAGAGGAGCGAAUGACGAAAAUGAGCACAGCAUACGUUGUUAUGACAACCCUUUAAACAUUACAGAUAAUACCAAACUUUGAUCAUGUACUUUAACCUUUUUGUUGCAGCUCACACAAACAUUAUACAUGAUAUAUUUGUAUAAGUAUAGUAUACCAUACAAUUAUUACAAAUUUUAAAA